AAAACACAACUGAUUAGUUUCGUUUAAUAACCCUUUCAGUAGAAUUUCGUUGAAAGUCAUUCGUGUUUUAUGUAAAUCAUGAAUAUUACACCAGCCCUCAUCGAUUCUACAAAUGAAAAAUAUUCAUUUCGAGAAAUAUUGCCAAAACUAUCCUGUGCGAGUUCAGUGUCUAAAUUAGCUUUGGUUCGAGAGAAAUAUAAAAUUGAAUCGGAUGUUUUGCUAGCAGUCAAAUUGGAUCCCGCUGUACUGGAAGCUCAAGUGACCAUCGACAAUGGCAAAAAAACUGUUAGUAAUGAACAAAAUCAGAUUCAUAAGAUGAAGACCCAGAAUAAAAAAGACAAGUCUACCAAAUUGUAUAAUUCGGAAUUUGAAAAGGCUAUGUAUUUGCAACGAGCUGCACUAUUUUCUUUAUCAUCACAACAAUUCAGUCUCUUGAUGAAAUAUGCUGACACACUCCGCCAGCAACGGUUAUCUCAACAAAAACUCUUAGAGUGUGGGUUCUGCAAGAACAAUGGUCAAUCAGAAGUCUGGUACACAACCCACGCACUGAGAGACGGUAGAGGUCGGGUACGUUGUCCCAUUUUGCGCGCCUUGUCCUGUCGUCGCUGUGGCGCCACAGGUGACAAUGCUCACACCAUCAAAUAUUGCCCUCAGCGAUAAAAAUAAAGAUCAGGCAACCAUGACAGCUGAGCUGCUCAUUCUUAUACAGUUUUUAAUUAAAAAAAAUUACGAU
Molecule: messenger RNA, 733 nt
Organism: Melitaea cinxia (Glanville fritillary)
Lineage: Eukaryota; Metazoa; Arthropoda; Insecta; Lepidoptera; Nymphalidae
Gene: nos-M
Exons: 6
Coding region: 79-660 (193 amino acids)
Biological process (GO): negative regulation of translation; oogenesis
Cellular component (GO): perinuclear region of cytoplasm
Molecular function (GO): zinc ion binding; mRNA binding
Source: RefSeq, a predicted model, not a curated record